AAACCAAACCAGGAACAAAAGGCGACAUUUUUGGGGCUGCCCAUGUUGCCUUACACCUGUAAGAAAAAAGGAAUCCGAAUAUUAAUUUCUCAAAAUUCUUUUUAACUUUUGUUUGUUGAUCCUCAAAGCAACCAAAACCAUACCCAAACCAAACCCUCAAUUCUUUCUCAGAGACAGAUAGAUUCCUAUAUUUGCUGCUGCACCAUCGCUCUCUUUUUCCUUUCCAAUUCCAAACAAAUAUGGCAAAUGCAGCAUCGGGUAUGGCAGUCCAUGAUGACUGCAAGUUAAGGUUUUUGGAGCUCAAGGCAAAAAGGACACACAGGUUCAUAAUUUAUAAGAUUGAGGAGAAGCAGAAGCAAGUCAUUGUGGAGAAGCUUGGUGAGCCAACCCAAGGCUAUGAAGAUUUCUCUGCUAGCCUUCCUUCUGAUGAGUGUCGUUAUGCUGUUUAUGAUUUUGAGUUUCUGACAGAAGGGAAUGUCCCCAAAAGCAGGAUUUUCUUCAUUGCAUGGUCCCCUGAUACAUCAAGGGUCAGAAGCAAGAUGAUUUAUGCAAGCUCCAAAGACAGAUUCAAGAGAGAGCUAGAUGGAAUUCAAAUAGAGUUGCAAGCAACUGAUCCUACUGAGGUUGGUCUUGAUGUGUUCAAAAGCCGUGCCAACUAAAUGAUUAUCAAUAGCAGCCUUUAUGCCGGGGAGUGCCCCUUAAGGCUUAGUUAUUAUAUGAAAAUUUCUAUUUCGCGGGAUGGUCAUUUUGGCCAGUUAUGGUUUCAAUUUUCCCAAGUUGUGGCAUAAUCUCUAUCACACCUGAAGUGCUUGUGAUUUGUGAUGUUUAUCUCCUUUUUGUUGGAGUGGUAUUUUAGUCCUAUGCUUAAUAGUUGAAUUUGUACCUGUUCUGUGUGAUCGGACAUAAAAUAUGGUUCACCUUAUGACAUUAUUCGGCUGAUAUAUGCUUUCUUUUGUAUGGAUAGGAUAGGCAACAAAUGCCCCCCUGUUCUUGCAACAACAUUUUGUAUUCUUUUUUGUUUCGUGUUAUGAGAUCCUAUUCUAUUGGUUGAGUUU
Molecule: messenger RNA, 1055 nt
Organism: Gastrolobium bilobum
Lineage: Eukaryota; Viridiplantae; Streptophyta; Magnoliopsida; Fabales; Fabaceae
Product: actin-depolymerizing factor 2-like
Exons: 3
Coding region: 240-659 (139 amino acids)
Biological process (GO): actin filament depolymerization
Cellular component (GO): cytoplasm; actin cytoskeleton
Molecular function (GO): actin filament binding
Source: RefSeq, a predicted model, not a curated record